CACUUUGUCCCAGUCUUUCCGGUUUUACCAGUCGGUGAUAACAGAGCUUUCAGUGGCCUGCCCAGUCUGGAAGAUUAACGCAUGGAUGAGAAUAAAAAGUCUAAGAGCUGUGACUCUCUCACAGUAUGCUUUGUGCCGCUUAACCGUUCAACAUGUGGCUCCUGCUCGUGCUCGGAGUCGUGGUCGGUGUAGCAUACAUUUACCGGGAGAUUGUGGUGAAGGGAAAGAGAUGCACGAGCACGGCAAAGCUGCACGGGAAGACGGCGAUAGUGACAGGCAGUAACACGGGCAUUGGGAAGGAGACGGCCAUAGAUCUGGCUAAAAGAGGAGCUCGAGUGAUUCUGGCCUGUCGCAGCAGACAGAGAGGAGAGGCUGCACUGGAAGAUGUUAAGAGAGAGAGUGGCAGUAAUCAGGUGGUGUUCAUGCAGUUGGAUCUCGGGAGUCUUAAGUCUGUUCGCAGUUUUGCUGAAACUUUCAUGAAGUCUGAAUCCAGACUGGACCUCCUUAUUAACAAUGCAGGUAUUUUCAUGCAGGGUCGGACAGAGGAUGGAUUCGGGAUGAUGUUUGGUGUUAAUCACAUUGGCCACUUCCUGUUAACCAACCUGCUGCUGGAUCGACUGAAGGCGUCUGGGCCCAGCAGGGUGGUCAGUGUGUCGUCUAUGGCUCAUAACUUUGGGAAAAUCAACUUCGACUGCCUGAACACACACAAAGCUCUGGGACUGGGAACCUCGUUCAUGGAUGUUCUUCAGGUUUAUUCUGACAGCAAGCUGUGCAACGUCCUCUUCACCCAUGAGCUCGCCAAGAGGCUGAGAGGGACCCAGGUCACCUGCUACACCCUCCAUCCAGGAGCCAUCAACUCAGAGCUGACAAGGAACACCAGCUCCAUUUUGCAGCUCUGUCUGAGGCCCCUGACAUUGUACUUCUUCAAGAACACAGUCCAGGGAGCCCAGACCACCCUACACUGUGCUCUGCAGGAGGGACUCGAACCUCUGAGUGGGCGUUACUUCUCCAACUGCACUGUGAGAGAAGUGUACGCUAAAGCCAAGGAUGACACUGCAGCCAAGAAGCUGUGGGAGCUCAGCGAGAGGUUUAGUGGGCUUGCUUAAAAUGCUUUAAAUCCCUGACUUUAACAUCAUUAAUGCCACAUAUUUAGUGCAUAAGAAAGUCCUUGAUUUAAAGGGAUUGGUUGCUGCAUGAGCACAAUAAAAUCUUUAUGAGUAUAACUGUUGUUUGUUUGAAAAGAUUCUGGUUUUGCUGGUUUAAAGUAGGUGGGGUUUGUUUGAAGAAGGAGUGGUUGAUUGUUUCAGAUUUAAUGCAUUUAAUGCAACAGUGAAAGAAUCUUUAGAUAGAAAGGAUCACAUCUAGACAUUCCUGUACCACGUUUGUCUCUAAAUAGGCAUACAUUUUUUUUAACUUAAAAACAUUUUUAUGCCUAUAAAGAUAGAAAUAAUUGAAAAUCAAUACAACACUAAAGAAUACAUGUUUCAGGAAACUUGCAGUUUAUUAAAAUGUUUGUGAACUAAUUCAGUAGUUUUACGGUCUGAAUAAGUUCAGAAAAAAGAAUAAGACUGUGGAGAAAUAGUUUACUUUUCAGGCUUGACUUUUUACUCAUACUUGUCUUAUGUAUUAAGAUAUGGUUGAAAAUACAAUGUGUUGGCAUGUAUAAAGAGGGGCAGAAAUUUAGGAUGUAGGAGGGGGCAAGUUAAAGGAAAAAUAAAUAACUGAAAAUAGAUUCAUCAAACUUAAUAUAAUAAACCUUGAAAACAUAAUUACAAAAGUUGUCAGCUCCAAAAAUCUGGCUUUCUUAAAAAAUAUAUUUCUGCUAAGAUACCUCAAAAAUAUAUACAAACUAAACAUACUUUAUCAGUAACAGGUGCUCCACUUACCCUCUAGCUCUCUUUUUAUUUGACAAAUACAAUGCAAUUGGGUUGCUUAAUUAAGCUGAGAGUUAUAUCUUAACUGUACUUCCAUUACAUUUUAUUUCUGCAAGUGAUGUUUGUUACUAAGUCUUUAGCUGAUGUAUCGCAGAUUCAGCAUUUAUUAUCUCUCAGACCUUCAAGGUUUAUGGAUAUAUAUUUGCACACAAUUGUGCACACAAACAGACAAAACCUCUCAUGCACCUAACAGUACAUCAUUCCUCAUUCUAUUCACUUUUAAUGUAAAGGCAUAUUCCUUCGUCUUGGACCAGUUUGACUUUAAUAUUAUUAAUUACCAUUGUGCCUCACUACAUGCCCAAUAACUGCCUGCUUUUCCACCUGCAGCGACUCUUUAAGCAGUUUCUUUAUAAAUCUGGUUAUUUUUAUUUCAGGAUUCUUUGCUACAGUAUACCUGCACACAUAAUUUUACUUUGAUUCAUUUUCCAAAUAGUCUGCUUGAUAUUUUUCAUCUUCCAAACAAAGAGUAAAAUUUAUUCAGGGUUGGAAUAGAAGUGAUAGAAAGAUCAUCACCCUAAUUACAGUUCAAUAAAGACAGUGCAAUAGUUUCCUAUACAACCAGAGCAUAUACUCUCACCAAAAUAGACCAAAUUUUGUACAGUGACUUUAAAUGUGACUUCAAAUUUUUUUCUUGAUCUGGUGAUAUAAUGAUAUAGAAAAAGGGGUCUUCCUUUGAUGAAAUGAAAAUGAAUGUCCAACCUGCUUCUCACAGGGAAAUAAUUAUGUUAAAAUAAUCCAGUUAUCAUGGCUUUUAGCAUUUGUCCUUUUUAAUUGAGUCAAUCUUUUCCUCUGUGGUAACAGCAAGUACCAAGGAAAGUUUCUCUUUAGGGACCCAAAGAUAUAAUAAGGUGUUCAUCAACUGUAACUGUGGAAAAAUAAUGAAACUCUGUACAGCUAAAUACAAUUUUAUAAAGUUCCUUGUGUAUAACGUGUGAAAAGGCAGCAUUGUGCUUGUAAUACACAAAAAGUAAAGGAGAGGUUGUAGUGGCAGCUUUCUACAAUGACCUGAAAAUAUAUGAGCAGAUGAUAUAGAGAAGACAGAUAUUAAGUGCAGAGAAGCAGCACACACGUGUACACUCUACUAAUGUUGACAAAAUGUUCAAUACUUCAUUGUUUUAUACCACAUGCUUUAAGUGAUAUGAUAUCAAUAAGUUGUAUGUUCAAUUGUACUGAAAAAGUAAGAAAGUUGUGAAAAAAUAACAUGAAACAUUAUUAUUAUUAUUUUUAACCUAAAUCUGCCCUGAGUAAAUAUAGAUAGAGAGGAUAUGCAGUAAAGGGCGAUCAAGUAUAUAGAGAGCGAGUACUGGUUAUAACAAGGCAAUGAUACAGAGAAAUGUCUGUUGUCUGACUGUUUCACAGCAGUUACACCUGUGUGUCUUGUCUCUGCUUCACCCACCAUUGAAUAAACAGUUCAUCAGUUGACCAGUCAGCAUAUAAGCUGAUUGUUAAGUGUCUUUGGUAUUUCAUUAAAAUGCAUACAAAGUGUUAGAACCUGCAUGAAUGUGUGACAGAGGUAGUGAUAUCAUCUAGUCUCAGAAUAUUUUUGAUAACUUCCUGACUUUCCUAUUCACACCUCUGCACAAACACUGACUAAGGUCUUGCACAAGAUCUCCAAAUUUGGCACAUAAAUGAAUUAAAAAAGGGUGAGAGAAAAGUUGAAGAAACCAGCCUUAACUGGUUAGAAGAAGGGCUGGUUGUAAAUUACAUACAGCGCUUUCACAGGAAAAAUGUAUCAAGGCUACAGUACAGUUAGUAUGCUAUGGAUGUUUUACCCUUUUUUAUCAUUUAUUUUUAUAAAUCAAUCAUGGUCAAUAUAAUUUGGCUUUUUUAACAGAAAACUACCAAAAAAAAAUUAUCUUUAAUGGAAAAGUGGAAACAGAUUUCUACAAAGUAAUAUUAGAUAAAGAAAAAUAUUUGAUGUAAAAUAAGUAACUGCAUAAAUGUUCAACCCCUCCAAAUCAGUACUUAGUAGAUACACCUUUGACUGCAAUCACAGCACUGUGUCUGUGUGAGAUAGGUUUCAAUCAGGCUUUCACAUCUAGACACUGAAAUUUUUCUCAAAACUGUUUAAGCUCUGUCAGGUUGCUCUGUGUUUGGGUGUUGCAGAUUUACACAUAUGCCAUAUCCCUGUCAUUUCUUGAUGAUGAAUUAAAUGAACCCCGGGGAUGUUCAGUGUCUUGGAAAUGUUUUUGUAUCCACCCCGUGACUUACACUUUUCAAUAACAUUUUAUCUGACUGACCUGGGGUGUAUUUUGUGUCCAUGGUGUAAUGGUAGCCAGAAAUUCUGAUUAACCAGUGACUUGACCACACAGGUGUCUUUACACUACAAUCACCUGAGACACACUCAUUGUACUGAGGUGAUCCAGAUUUCACUAAUUGUGGGACCACUUAGCUGACGUCUGCGGUCAUUUAUUUUAUUUUACAGAUUUUUAUUUAAUUGACGACUUUGUAGAAAUCUGUUUUCAUUUUGACAUUAAAGAGGUUU
Molecule: messenger RNA, 4419 nt
Organism: Cheilinus undulatus (humphead wrasse)
Lineage: Eukaryota; Metazoa; Chordata; Actinopteri; Labriformes; Labridae
Product: dehydrogenase/reductase SDR family member 13-like
Exons: 5
Coding region: 153-1106 (317 amino acids)
Source: RefSeq, a predicted model, not a curated record